Molecule: messenger RNA, 495 nt
Organism: Zygotorulaspora mrakii
Lineage: Eukaryota; Fungi; Ascomycota; Saccharomycetes; Saccharomycetales; Saccharomycetaceae
Gene: TAF9
Product: chromatin modification protein
Exons: 1
Coding region: 1-495 (164 amino acids)
Biological process (GO): DNA-templated transcription initiation; RNA polymerase II preinitiation complex assembly
Cellular component (GO): SAGA complex; transcription factor TFIID complex
Molecular function (GO): transcription coactivator activity; protein heterodimerization activity; RNA polymerase II general transcription initiation factor activity
Source: RefSeq, a predicted model, not a curated record
AUGCCAAGUUCGCAAGCGAACGGUUAUGGGCAUGCCGGCAGUGGCAAUGGCAGCACAAGUGGGAAUGGUGUGUCGGGAGGAUCAGGAGCGCCGGGCGAGACGGCAUCGCAGGAUAACAUUCCUCGGGACGUCAGACUUCUGCAUCUUCUGCUGGCGUCGCAGUCAAUCCACCAGUACGAGGACCAGGUGCCGCUCCAACUCAUGGAUUUCGCCUACAGGUACACGCGGGGCGUGCUGAAGGAUGCGGUGGUUUACAAUGACUAUGCUGACAAUACCGGCGGUCUCGCCGUGGAGGACGUACGGCUUGCGAUCGCGGCGCGUACGCAGUACGAGUUCAAACCAACAGCUCCGAAAGAGCUGCUUCUGCAGCUAGCGGCAGAGAGAAAUAAGAAAUCGCUUCCGCAGGUCAUGGGCAUGUGGGGUGUAAGACUGCCACCAGAGAAGUAUUGUCUCACAGCCAAGGAGUGGGACCUUAAUGACGACAAAACCACCUGA